CACCCAACGACCAACGUUGGGGCCUGUCUGUCUGUCACGCUAAUUCCAUCUAGAGAGAGAGAAACGCUUCGCUCGCAGAGAUAGAGAGAGAGAGAGAGAGGGAGAGAUGGAGGAGGAAGUGGGCAAAGAGAACGAAACCCCUAAUUCCAACGACAAAAUCACCAACCAUAGCCCACAAAAUCCGAACAAGAAGGCUGCAAAAUCAUGCAAGGGUUGCGUCUACUACUCAUCCACCUUCAAAUCCAAUAAUCGCAACCCUUUAUGCGUCGGCAUCUCUCGUUCCCUUCCCCAAGUACCCCGCCACAUUGUUGGAGAAACUGAGUUGGAUGCUUCUAGAGAGGGAAGAAGCCUUGUGGAGUUCAAAUAUGCUUGUGUUGGUUACUCUGUGUACUCAAAUGGAAAGGAUCCUUCAGUGGACGGCCAACAGACACAAGCAGAAUUGCCAAUUUGUGUUGGCCUCGAGGCUUUGGUAGGCAAAAGAGCAAGUGCACCUGACUCUGUUCCUGCUCAUGUUCAUGUUCAUAAUAAAGAAGAUUCUCAUGGAUUUCCACAGCCACAGCCACAGCCUCGAACGCAUCAGCCUGCUCGUUUCCAAGGGGACGAGUUCAUGAGCAAAUUUUCAAGAAAUGCAGGCUUGGUUGCAAUGGGGGUGGCCAAGAACCUGUAUCGAGUAGGCAAUUCCAUCAAAGGACGUAUCGAUGGCAUUCUGUACCCGUACCGAAGCCGACCAAAGUAAGAUUGCCAAUUUCCCUGUACAACACCAGCGAAAAUAAACAAGCAGCAACCUGGCUUUGACCUAAUUCUGCAUUCUGUUUGAACCCAAACACUUUCUUCCCCUUCUUCCUCCUCCUCCCAUUCUGUUCUGCUCCUCAAAGCAUUUGUCCAGUUGCAAGGGAUAGAUGGCAUUUUCUCACUCUGUCGAAAACGGUUCGAUACUGUUUUGAUGGCUAUCUAUUGUUGGUAUUUAGCUUAGGCAUCUGGGAGCUUGGAUUGUAUUGAGAGUUGGCCUUGUUCUUAUGUAAAGUCUUGACUCUUGUUUUCUGUAAAAAUACUGGGUUUUAAUGUUAUAAUUGAAUUCACUA
Molecule: messenger RNA, 1082 nt
Organism: Rhododendron vialii
Lineage: Eukaryota; Viridiplantae; Streptophyta; Magnoliopsida; Ericales; Ericaceae
Exons: 5
Coding region: 107-736 (209 amino acids)
Source: RefSeq, a predicted model, not a curated record